Messenger RNA from Nymphaea colorata (pocket water lily), 1821 nucleotides. RefSeq lists its product as uncharacterized. Lineage: Eukaryota; Viridiplantae; Streptophyta; Magnoliopsida; Nymphaeales; Nymphaeaceae. Gene Ontology annotation, molecular function: methyltransferase activity. Bases 159 to 1283 code for a protein of 374 amino acids. The transcript has 10 exons. The record is from RefSeq and is a predicted model, not a curated record.
CAGUGACCAUGCUGCUGAUAGUUGGUCUGCCCGGAGUAGCCUCAGGCUCAGGGGAGUAACCAGUGUCCAUCUGAGAGAGAGAGAGAGAGAGGGAGCCCAACGGGGUCUCUUUCUUGCUUUUGCGUAGCCGCAGGUCUCAUCCUGUGUUUCUGAAGCAAAUGGUUCGGUUAAUUCAUUGCUGUGUGGCCGUGUCAUGGGCGUCAAGAAGACUUCUCCUCCCUUCACCACCUCUUGCUGUCCAAGCCUAUCCUCUUUCUCUCCAAUCUUGCUGCCGCAGGCGCAUCACCGUCUCUCUUCCGCGCCAUGCUCUUUGCUUCUCUGCUGGACCCCUGGCGGACGAACCACUCCAAGAGAGCAUCUCUUUCAAGCCAACUAAAAGAGAUGCAUUGGAAUCUGGUCUAUAUCUCGUGGCAACCCCAAUUGGUAACCUAGAGGAUAUUACACUGCGGGCACUACGUGUUUUGAAGUCGGCUAACUUAAUACUAUCGGAAGAUACAAGACACUCUGGAAAGUUGCUCCAGCACUACAAUAUUAAGACGCCCCUUUUUUUUUCCCUGUUGCAGCUUAGCUAUCACAAGUUCAAUGAAUCUCAGCGAGGCACAUUAAUCCUACAAAAACUUCAGCAAGGAGAGAUCAUCGCAUUGAUUAGUGAUGCAGGGACACCAGGCAUCAGUGAUCCUGGAGAACAACUUACAAAGUUAUGUGUGCAUAACAAGAUCCCUGUUUUUCCGAUUCCGGGGCCAUGCGCUGUGAUUGCUGCUCUAUCUGCCUCUGGGCUGUCAACUGAUGAAUUUACAUUUGUGGGUUUUCUUUCUAAGCACGCUGGAUCAAGAAGACAAAGGCUGCUUAUCUCUUCCAGUGAAGCUGCAACCCAGAUUUUCUAUGUUCCUCCCCACAAGAUCCAGGCUUUCCUUGAUGAAGUCACUGAGAUUUUUAGUACUUCAAGGAACUGUGUUAUUGCACGAGAGAUGACGAAGGUUCAUGAAGAGUUCUGGCGUGGCACAUUAGGUGAAGCAAAAGAAGCUUUUUCAAGCUACCAGCCAAAAGGAGAGAUAACAAUUUUGGUUGAGGGGAAAAGGGACUCUGCUGCAGAAGUCCCUUCAGAAGCAGAAAUUGCACAUGAAUUGAGGGAACUGGUAUCAAAUGGUCACAGCCUUUCCAUGGCAGUGAAAAUGGUAUCAGAAAGUACAACAGUGAAGAGGAAGUCAGUUUAUUCACUCGCCUUGAAGAUCUUUGGAGAUAAAACAGAACUUCCAAAACAGGUUUCUAGUGAAAAGGAUUGACAUUCUGAAAGGUAUUCCUUGAGGCAUUCAGUAUCUGAAUGGCAUGUUGCUGCUGCUGUGGCUGAUGAGCUGGCAAUUAGAACAUGGUCAUGCUAUCCAUGUUUUUUACGUGCUUUGCUCAGUUUGAAAAUCCAGCGUGAAGCUUCCCAAUCGUCCAUUCAUAUGGAUUGGAACUCAUGUUUCCCUGGAGGCAAUCAAGUGUGCUGCAGGAUCCACUCCUGUUGGUGAAGAUUCUCGCGUUCACUACUCUUUUAGUUUGAUCGGAACCAUGAAGAUUGUGCAUAUGCCUAUGUCACCAAUAUCAGCAUCUAUGUCACCGAUAUCAGCAUCGGAGAUUAAUCAUUUUAGGAGAAUCAGUGUACUUUAAAAUCUGUUGCUAGACAUUUCUUAAACCAGAAAGCACGAUUCAUAAUUCGAAUCUGUAUUUACCCAUACGGGCCGACGCUAAUAAUGUAGCUGAAUCAUCAGAUGUAUUAGUUGGAUAUACUGAAACUGUAUCACGACUGCUUUGACUUUUGAAUGUAACAUCUAGCCACCA